AUGUCUGGAGUCAAAGGUGGUUGUGGUGGAGGUGGAUAUUAUGGCAGUGGAGGCAGUGGAAUAGGCGGAUCCUCACAGCACUACAUAAAUACUAACCGCAUUGUUGACACUUGCCAGCAAGGUCAGGUUGGCCAGAUAAGUGGAGGUUAUGCAGGUGGUAUUGGAGGAAGCUAUGGAACAGGUGACAUCAGCCAGAUUAGUGGAAGUGGCAUCGGUGGAAGCAGACUAGGUGGCAUCAGCCAGAUUAGUGGAAGUGGCAUUGGUGGAAGUGGACUAGGUGGCAUCAGCCAGAUUAGCGGAAGUGGGAUCAGCGGAUGCAGACUAGGUGGCAUCAGACAGAUUAGCGGAAGUGGCAUCGGUGGAAGUGGACUAGGUGGCAUCAGACAGAUUAGCGGAAGUGGCAUUGGUGGAAGUGGACUAGGUGGCAUCAGACAGAUUAGCGGAAGUGGCAUCGCUGGAAUCGGACUAGGUGGCAUCAACCAGAUUAGUGGCAUUGGUGGAAGUGCAGGAGGUUACCUCAACCAGAUUAGUGGAAGAGGAGGCUGUAGCAGUAGUGGAGGAAGCUAUGGAUUAGACUGUGGAGGAAUCAAAAAAUGA
This is a messenger RNA of Xenopus tropicalis (tropical clawed frog), 597 nucleotides long. RefSeq names its product acanthoscurrin-2. Lineage: Eukaryota; Metazoa; Chordata; Amphibia; Anura; Pipidae. The transcript has 2 exons. The coding region runs from base 1 to 597 and encodes 198 amino acids. The record is from RefSeq and is a predicted model, not a curated record.